CUGAAAGCGUUUGACUCUACACCACAUGGUACUAGAAAGGUGGUAGUCGCUACGAAUAUAGCUGAAGCAUCCGUCACGAUUCCCGGAAUAGCUUAUGUUGUUGACUGUGGAUUUGUGAAGCUGCGUGCUAUGAACCCUGACAAUGGGAUAGAAACUCUGAUGCGAUUACCGAUCUCGAAAUCAUCUGCAGAACAAAGAGCAGGACGUGCGGGUCGAAUUCGUCCAGGCAAAGCUUAUAGAUUAUAUCCUGAGUCUCAGUUCGAGAAAUUAGGCGAGGGAACGAUACCAGAAAUCCAGCGUUGCCAUUUAGCACCCGUCGUUUUACAGCUCAAAGCUCUUGGAAUACAGAAUGUACACAAGUUUCAUUACCUCUCGAGACCUCCAUCAUGGUCUAUGAUCAACGCUCUCGAGCUACUCUAUGCGCUAGGUGCCUUGGACGAAAAAUCUAUGCUCACUAACCCGUUGGGACUCCGCAUGUCUGAGUUUCCUCUACCGCCAAUGCACAGCAAAUGUCUUCUGACUUCAGGCGAUUUUGGAUGUAGUGAAGAGAUUGCAUCUAUAAUUGCUAUGCUGCAAGUUCAAGACGUGUUUGUACCGCCAAUUCGAAAUCGACAACGAGCUGAGGAAAUUAAACGACGAUUCGCUGCCGAAGAAGGAGAUCACAUAUGUUAUCUUAAUGUUUACACAAUGUUCGUGCAGAAUAAUCGGAGCCGUAAAUGGUGUGGCGACCAUUUUCUCAACUAUCGGGGUCUUUGCCGAGCUGAUAACGUGCGACAACAACUAGUAAGAUUGCUGAGGAGAUUUGGCGUGCCUCUUGUAUCAACGAGAGGGGAACCAGGCGGAGCUACAAAGAUUAUCAGAUGCCUUGUAUCUGGUUUCUUUUCUCAAGCAGCAAGAUAUCAUUAUACUGGAAAGUAUGUCACUGUGAAGGAAGAAUUUCCUUUCAAUGUGUACAAAGGAUCUGUUAUAAUGUAUAAAAAGGAUUACCCAAAGUGGGUUAUUUUCACGGAAGCUAUGCAAGACUCCAUCAGAGAUAUCUCGGUGAUUGAACCACAUUGGUUAUAUGAAUUGGCACCUCAUUACUACGAAUUUGGCACUGAUAAUGAAGUGGCACGAAAACGGGCAAGAGAAAGUUGA
This is a messenger RNA of Cylicostephanus goldi, 1137 nucleotides long. NCBI's taxonomy places the organism in Eukaryota, Metazoa, Nematoda, Chromadorea, Rhabditida, Strongylidae. The record is from the annotation of a GenBank genome assembly.